AUGAAAUCUUUCUAUACAUUUUGUAUCUUUUUAAUAUUUUGUGUUGAAUUGAUUUCAACCACUCGAUGUGUUUGUAAAUGUUGUACAUCAAGUGGUUGUGAUGCUUCAACAUCCGUUGGAUCGACAAGUCAAUCGUUUGAUUUAAGUCUUCUUUGCAAUGAUGUUACGUGUAAUCGAGUUUCAUGUUCAACAAAUUUUCUUGGAAAUUGUCCAAUUGUUGGUGCUGCUGGUGAUGUCGAUUCAACGUGUGAUGCGACAAAAUUAACAACGUUUAAUAUGAUUAUAUUAACGAUGGAUAAUGUUCGUUUGCGUGCGAUAAUUUUGAAUUUACAAGAUCGUCUUUCGAAUGAUGAUCGGAAACGACUUCAUUUCUAUCUUGGUAACGAUGUUCCACGACGAAUUCGAGAUGAUCCAACACUUGGCGGAACUCUCAAUUUAAUGGAUUCACUAUUUGAUCAAGAUAAAAUUAAUGAAGAAGAUUUUACUUAUCUCAUCGAAGCUUUCGAUCAAAUCCGUUGUUUUGAUGCUGCAAAACUAUUGAAAGAACAUUUAAAUCGAAAUCGGUUGAAUCAAUCUGCACAAAGUUUAUCAGUUAUCAUGCCACCUCUGUUCGAAGCAUUGACUGCAGAUCAAGAGGAAGUAGAUGGAAUCACUUUUUCAUCGAAUCAUAUUCAUUCGCCAAAUUCAAAUAGUCAAAUACCUGUUAUUCAUCGUAACAAGGAAAUUUCACGUGCUAAAUUGAAGAGAAAAAUGUUAUAUAAGGGAUGUUUAUUAUUAUUUGCUCUUUUGUCUUUUGCAAUAUUUGUUGUUUUGAUCUAUUUUGUGCUUUCGAAUCAGUAUGAAAUUCAUCGUUUGAAGAUUAAUUUAACGACUAUUAUCGCCAUGCUAGAACAGACAAAAGUAAAUCAAACGGAAAAUAGACAAUUAAUGAAACAAAUCAAUGGAAAAAGUAUUUUGUCUAAACUAGAAGAAACUACAACAUCGACAUCAACCCCAAUUCCACUCUCAAGUAAAAAGUCGUUUUUCAUUAACGAUAAAAUGAUUCCCCAUAUACCAGGCAAAGCGUAUUGGCAACAGAAUGGUACAACUAUCAUCGGAGGUCGACAGAAAGAUAAUGCGACUUAUCGAGUUUAUCAUCCACAUGGUAUUUUCAUUGAUGAUGAUCAAAAUUUUAUCAUUGCUGAUCGACAGGUCAUAUUUGGUGAUCGAGGGAAUGGAGCUGCAUUAGAUCAAUUAUCUAAGCCAGUUGAUGUAUUAGUCGAUAGAAUAUCCAAUUUUCUCAUCAUUUGUGAUCAAUCCAAUCGAAGAGUUCUUCGCUGGUUUAGAAAUAGUUCAAGCAAAACUGGAGAAAUUCUCAUAGAAAAUAUUCGCUGUGGAGGAUUAGCCAUCGAUCAUCAAAGAUAUCUUUAUGUUUCUGAUAAUAAGAAUCAUCAAGUCAAAAGAUAUGAUAUUGAUGGAACAAAUGAAAUUGUUGUGGCUGGCAAUGGAAAUCCAGGUGCAGGAUUACAUGAACUAAAUAGUCCAACUUUUAUUUUUGUGGAUCGACAGCAAAAUGUUUUUAUUUCGGACACUGAGAAUCAUCGCAUAAUGCAAUGGAAAAAAGAGACAAGUCGCAGGAAAUGGUAUAGCAGGAAGUCUUAUUAUCAAAAUGAUCGAGUCAUGCGUUGGAAACAAGGAGCAACUAAAGGAAAACUUGUGGUGGGUGGAAAAGGUGAAGGAUGGCAAAAUGAUAUGUUAGAUGGACCACGUAGUUUAUCUUUUGAUCGAUAUGAACAUCUUUAUGUUGUCGAUUGUAAUAAUAAUCGUGUACAAAAGUAUUUAAUUCAAUAA
Molecule: messenger RNA, 1830 nt
Organism: Adineta ricciae
Lineage: Eukaryota; Metazoa; Rotifera; Eurotatoria; Adinetida; Adinetidae
Source: the annotation of a GenBank genome assembly